UACACAUCAAGCUGUUAUAAAACUUCAUAAUUCGAUGUUUAUAUCAGAUAUAACAUUAAACUGUAUCUCUCUCACGUUCCUCCAUCCUCGGGAUGCUGUUCUUUUUCUUCGACUGCUAUUCUUCUUCUACUUGUUUUAUUGGCGGAUGCCGUUUGAGUGAGUUCUGUAGCUGUUACAGCUAAUGUUCUGUAUACUGCCACCUGCUUUACCGGAAGCGAAUGUAGCAAACAUAUCAAUUACACCCAGUGGAGAUUUUUUUAAUAGAAAGAUUAAAAAUACGGGAGAAAUACGGGAAAAUAUUUAAACGGGAUGAUAGCGGGAUAGAAUGGUAAAAUACGGGAGAAUCCCUGGAAAAACGGGAGGGUUGACAGCCGUAAGAAUCAUUAGUCAGGAUGUGACUGUGGCAGCAGGAGAUGAUGCAUAUUUAUUCUGUCAACUGGUGGAGACAACAGAGCCUCUAAUAAGUAUUACAUGGCAAAGACGAACAAAGGAAAAGGCAACAAACACAGAUUUUGUGGUUAUCACUUCAGAUGGCAAAGAGGGACAUACAAACGGAUUGAGGGACAGAGUAAAAUUCACAGGGAACAUCUCGCGACUCAACGGCUCAAUUCCUAGUAAUGUUACUGCUUUAGAUGAAGGAAUCUACACCUGCAUCUUCAGUGGACCGUAUAAAACAGAUAUUCUUCUCACAGUACUAGUUCCUCCUGUUGUCAGUGUGAGCACGGAUGUGCCUCCUGUUGCUGGUGACGCUGAGGAGAUUUUAGCAACCUGCACUGCAGCCAAUGGAAAGCCUGCAGCAAAAGUGUUGUGGAGUCUGGGUGCUUCAAGUGACUCUGUCAAAGUACAAAGUAAUGUCACUGUGGACUCUGAAGGAAGGUCCACUGUUAAAAGCAGCCUGAUUGAUGUAGCAUCCAAAGAUCUAAACCAGAAGAAGGUUCAGUGUUUGGUCACACACCCUGGCCUAAAGGGGAAACUGGAACUGAAUUACACAUUGAUCAUUCACUAUCCUCCUGAGGUGGUUUAUAUUAAUUCAACAGGUGAUCAAGGGAAAGCACAUGAAUAUCAGUGUGAAACAGAUGCUAAUCCAAAACCAACAAACUUCAUCUGGAGCAGACACUUUCCAGUGAAGGAGCCUCUUUCCAGUGGUGCUAAUAGCAGACAGAUUAUUCAGCUGAUCCCUGACAGUAACGGCGUUUACUAUUGUGUGGUGUCUAACCAAUACGGGAAAGCUGUAGGUUCCCUCUACGUGCAUGUUACAUCUACAGAAUCCACAGCUUUCUGGACUCUGUUCAUCAUAGCCCUCUUUGCUGGUGUUUGUGGUUUUCUCAUUUGGAAAUAUAAUUUGCAUCAACACAUUACAAAAAGACUGCGAAUGGGCCGCUCUCAGGAGCUCAGUGAAUUCCAGCGUGGAACUGUCAUAGGAUGCCACCUGUGCAACAAAUCCAGUCGUGAAAUUUCCUCGCUCCUAAAUAUUCCACAGUCAACUGUCAGCUUUAUCAUAACAAAAUGGAAGAGUUUGGGAACGACAGCAACUCAGCCACGAAGUGGUAGGCCACGUAAACUGACGGAGAGGGGUCAGCGGAUGCUGAAGCGCAUAGUGCAGAGAGGUCGUCGACUUUCUACACAGUCAAUUGCUACAGAGCUCCAAACUUCAUGUGACCUUCAGAUUAGCCCAAGUACAGUACGCAGAGAGCUUCAUGGAAUGGGUUUCCAUGGCCGAGCAGCUGCAUCCAAGCCACACAUCACCAAGUGCAAUGCAAAGCGUCGGAUGCAGUGGUGUAAAGCACGCCGCCACUGGACUCUAGAGCAGUGGAGACGCGUUCUCUGGAGUGAUCAAUCACACUUUUCCAUCUGGCAAUCUGAUGGACGAGUCUGGGUUUGGAGGUUGCCAGGAGAACGGUACAUUUCGGACUGCAUUGUGCCGAGUGUGAAAUUUGGUGGAGGAGGAAUUAUGGUGUGGGGUUGUUUUUCAGGAGUUGGGCUUGGCCCCUUAGUCCCAGUGAAAGGAACUUUGAAUGCUUCAGGAUACCAAAACAUUUUGGACAAUUCCAUGCUCCCAACCUUGUGGGAACAGUUUGGAGCGGGCCCCUUCCUCUUCCAACAUGUCUGUGCACCAGUGCACAAAGCAAGGUCCAUAAAGACAUGGAUGACAGAGUCUGGUGUGGAUGAACUUGACUGGCCUGCACAGAGUCCUGACCUGAACCCGAUAGAACACCUUUGGGAUGAAUUAGAGCGGAGACUGAGAGCCAGGCCUUCUCGACCAACAUCAGUGUGUGACCUCACCAAUGCGCUUUUGGAAGAAUGGUCAAAAAUUCCUAUAAACACACUCCUCAACCUUGUGGACAGCCUUCCCAGAAGAGUUGAAGCUGUAAUAGCUGCAAAAGGUGGACCGACAUCAUAUUGAACCCUAUGGGUUAGGAAUGGGAUGGCACUUAAGUUCAUAUGUGAGUCAAGGCAGGUGACCGAAUACUUUUGGUAAUAUAGUGUAGGUUGCCUGGUCAACCUAAAUAUGCUAGGUUUUUGUGGUAAUAUUUUUUGGGGGGAGGAGUUGGCUUUUUUGCCUCUGGCUUCUUGUUAAUCAUUUAUAUUUAUACUUUUACUUAUACUUUAUAGUCCUUUAUGUUUUCAUUUUAUUACACACACAAAACAUAGUACACACACACACAUAUAUAUAUCUUGUUAUUUAUAUAUAUAUAUAUAUAUAUAUAUAUAUAUAUAUAUAUAUAUAUAUAUAUAUAUAUCAUCUUGUUACUAUGGCACCUGUCAAGGGGUGGGAUAUAUUAGGCAGCAAGAAAACAAUCAUCUCGUUACAAUGGCACCCUUCAGUCAGUUCUCGAAGUUGAUGUGUUGGAAGCAGGAAAAAUGGGCAAGAAUAAGGAUCAGAGCGACUUCGACAAGGGCCAAAUUGUGAUGGCUAGACAACUAGAUCAGAGCAUCUCCAAAACAGCAGGUCUUGUGGGGUACCUACCAAAAGUGGUCCAAGGAAGGACAACCUGUGAACUGGCGACAGGGUCAUGGGCACCCAAGGCUCACUGAUGCGCAUGGGGAGCGAAGGCGAGCUAUAUGUAGUUAUGCCUUGCAGAAUCUGCAAACUGUUAAUAAUAACUGAAUUUAAACAAAUGAACCAGUUCAAAAGUUUACAUACGCUUGAUUCUUAAUAAUGUGUGGUGUUACCUGGAUGAUCAAUGACUGUUUAUAUUUUUUGUGAUAGUUGUUCAUGAGUCCCUUGUUUGUCCUGAGCAGUUAAACUGCCCACUGCUCUUAAGAAAAAUUGUCCAAAUACGGCACAUUCUUUGAUUUUCGAGCAUCUUCUGCAUAUUUGACCCCUUUCCAACAGCGGCUAUAUGAUGUUGAGAUCCAUCUUUUCACACUGAGGACAAUUGAGGGACUCGUACACAACUAUUACAAAAUGUGCAAACAUUCACUGAUGCUCAAGAAGGCAACACACUACAUUAAGAGCCAGGGGGAUGUAAACUUUUGAACAGGAUGGUCGGUGUAAAUUGUUUUGUGUUAUUUUUUUGUUUAAAGAUCUUUUUUUUUUCAUUUAGUACUGCCAUUCAGAAGCUGCAUAAGAUAUUUAUAUGUUUCCCAAAAGACAAAAUAAUAAUAAUUUAACAAUAGCAAUGGACUAUAUGUAAACAGCAGCUGUGUGAAAUAGCUUAUUCAGGGCAGUACUAAAUAAAAAACAAAAUGCAAUUUUUAUGAUCCCUCUUUUUUUUUAUUAUUAUUAUUGACAUUUUGCAGAUUCUGCAAGGUGUAUAUAAACUAAUGACUGCAACUGUAUAUUCAGAAUAUUUAGAACUUUAUCCAAUUAAAAAAAAAAAAAAAAAACAGACCUUAACCUGGUUUAAUAGUGUGUAAACUGCUCUUCUUCACAGAGUUGAUUAUAUAGUUCAAAGACUAGUUUCCGUUCAGCCAAAUUGGCAUUAUUGAGAAUUACAUUAUUAGAAUUAAACAGAAUACAACUUUCUUAGAAGAGCAGAGAGUAUCAAAGAUGUAGAAAUUGUGUUGUGUACAAGAUUGGUAAGCAUUACAACAAUGUGAGCAGCUGUCUAAGAUGGCCGGCUGCUAAACACUACAAACUAUAGCCUGUAAAUUGCCACAGUAUUGAAUCAGCACCACUGUAGCCCAGUAAAAACUAAAGGUGGUAAGUUACAAAGUCAUGAUUUAUACAUUUUUGCCUCUAGGAAACAUUUUAUUCCAGGCCAAUGCAAAAAGACAUGAACUGCUGUAAGGUAAACAUAAAAAGCAAGAAAACCACUACACUGAGCAAUAGAGGAAAGGUCAUAUGAUCUAGACUAAUGUGACAGUGAUCUAAAAUGAAAAGAAGGAACAGGAAACCACCCAGCAUAGCACAUUUGACGAUACUAUUCUAUAGUAUUGUUUAUAAAUUCAUGAGACAAGGCCAUCAUCACACUGACUAGUGGUUUCCUAGUAGCUGGGUGGUUUCCUGUUCCUUACUUUCAUUUAAGUUUUCAUUAUUUUAUUUUCUUUUUAUUAUUGUGAACAGGUCUUUCUAUAAUUGAAUAAUGAAAGAUACUAAGGUGUUGUAUAGAGAAGUAAAACUUGUAAAAUUAAAAAUAAAAUGGCCAAAAACAAAAUUAUCUACAAAAUUAUUUAAGGAACUUGAAUAUGGGCUUGACUGAAAAAUAUUUUCAUUUCAAAUAUUCUUGUUACAUCCAAUAUAGCCUCUUUCUCACAUUUACUGUUUUCAUGCUCAUCUAAGGUUACUGUCUAAUACUGUCAAGAUUUGGACUAAACAGCUAUGUGGCCACAAGAAAGCCAUUUGUUAGUGAGGCUAAUUGGAAAAAAUGACUUCAAUUUGCUAGGGAGCAUAAAGAUUGGACUGUGGAGCAAUGGAAAAAGGUCAUGUGGUCUGAUAAAAUCAGAUUUAGCCUAUUCCAAAGCAGUGGGCGUGUCAGGGUAAGAAGGGAAAUGCAUGAAGUGAUUGACCCGUCAUGCGUAGUGCCUACUGUACAAGCCUCUGGAGGCAGUGAUAUGAUCUGGGGUUGCAUCAGCUGGUCAGGUCGAGGCUCAGCCUCAUUGUGUGGCAAUAAAAUGAAGUCAGCUGAGCACCUGAAUGUACUGAAUGACCAGGUUAUCCCAUCAAUGGACUUUUUCUUCCCUGAUGGCACAGGCAUAUUCCAGGAUGAAAAUGCUAAGAUUCAUCAGGCUUAACUUGUGAAAGAGUCGUUCAGGGAGCAUGAGGAAUCAUUUUCACACAUGAAUUGGCCACCACAGAGUCCUGACCUUAACCCCAUUGAAAGUCUUUGGGAUGUGCUGGAGAAGACUUUACGGAGUGGUUAGACUCUCCUGUCCUCAAUGCAAGAUCUCAGCCAAAAAUUAAUGCAACUCUGGAUGGAAAUAAAUGUUGUGAAGUUGCAUAAGGUUGUUGAAACAAUGCCAGGACGAAUGCGUGCCGUAAUCAAAGCUAAAUGCAUUGCAACAAAAUAUUCGAUUGUGCGACUUUUUUUUUUUUGGCCAAGCAGUGUAUCUGCAUGUUGAUUGAUCUAAAGCAAAUACUUCUACUUCUUAUACAGAAUAACUCAUUUAAAAGUGAGAAGUGCUACUUUGUUUACUGUAGAUGCAGUGGGCAGCCAUGUUGCUUUGAUGUCACUUGUUGAACUUGGGGUUGAAGACCUUGCAGGAAUUCUAAGUUGAGGGUUUUCUAUGGUUUUCCCUGGUCAGAGGUCAGAAAUUCUGAGUUAUGAGUUUUAGUCAAAUGCAGCAUAAGCUACAUGCAGACAGGUGACAUGCCAGCUCAGCCUUGCCUGACAGCUGCCUAAGACCAAAAGUGGAAGCAAGAGGAUGCUUUAGUCCACCAACACAAAGGCUUUUAAGGCAGCAGAAAGUUUAGGUCUUUAACGUUGCUUUCUUUAAUAUUUGUCAGUACUUAGGUUUUACAGUGUGUAAUGAAAAAUAUUUACUAGGAAGCAGGAAGUUCAAUUUUAUUUGUUUAGGUUUCUUUCAACAAUGUAAUUAUGGGGUUUUAGAUUUUGGUCACAAAGUGGAUUUAGAUCUUAAUAGCUAAGUUUUCUGUCUGUGUGGAUUUUCACCUAUAAGUCUAAGUGUGUUGUCUAGUGAAGAUUUCUCCUAGGUUUGUGUGAAUGUGUCCAUAGUGCCCUGCAACAGAUUCGGAAACUGAAAACAUGGAGAAUAUCAGUAAUACACUGUCUGUGUGUCACAAGGUUGAGGCCUAGACGAUUAGGCAAGGACAAGGUCUCACACACACGAAAAAAAUUCUGGGAUUCCGGUAUUUUAGGGGAUUUUUUUUUUGCUGUGUACUUGAGCUGGUUUUACUUUUACAAUACAGUUGUAUUUUACAAUAUGCUAAGUAUACUUGCAGCCAGACUAAUUGUCAGUAUAGUUUAAGUGUGUUAAUGAUUAGUUAACUUGAAGUGUGCUAUUUUGGAACAACUAAUUUUGUGCUAAGUAUAUUUUAGUUGUAAUUAAAUUAUAGUAAAGCAUAACUUUAAGUGUAUUUAGUGUACUUUUAUGUGCUAAAUUGGAACAACUUCAAGUAUACCUAGUACACUUUAAGCAUAUGCCUGUGUAAGAUAAUUGCAUGCUUGAUUAGUGAUAUUAAAGUGUACUUUAAUAUCACUUUUUUUUGUAUUACAAGUACAUUACAAAUUAAUUAAGAGUGUCUUCAAAACACACAAGCAAUAUACCAUAAAUAUAUUAUUUUUGAGUAAAAAUAUGCUAAUUUUUUCCCCCAAUGCUGAAUGCACUUGUUGUCAGGGUCAUUACAGUAAAUAACAUACUUCAAUAACAGACAGAUACACAUAAUGAACAACUCAAACAGUGUUUAUUAAAACCUCACAUGGUUUUAGCAUUGCAAAACAGAACAAAAUGCACCAUGUUUUUAAAUAAAAAGAAUGCAGAAAGAAAACAAACAUAAAAAAUAGAAACAUUGUGGAACAGCAGCAAACUUCGUUUUUUCCUGCUGAAUUGCUCAUUGUUGCACGUGCGCCUGAUGGCCGCUCGCACAUCAGACGCACUUGUGUGUGGAAACUCCACAAGAACAGCAUCUGUUAACAAAGUUAAAGGGAUAAGGUCAGAGAGCAUGUUCAUACAACUUUUUCUUUGCACUACAUCAAACAGUAAACAUCAUGUAUUAAACCCAAACUACUUAAUAAAAGUACAUCAUGAUUAGCAGUAUGUCAUGUCAAUAUUGCUUCCAGUGUAUUAAUCAAACAGAGUAUACAAAAGAAGUACGUACACCUACGUAACAUCACAGUAUAAAUCAAAUGAUACAACACCAUUCAAGUUGAAAAGUAUAGUAUUUAUAGUACAAAUCAGGCUAAAUUGUAAUGUAGACAUAUACAUUUUCUGUAAAGCUGCUUUGAAAUGGUGUGUAUUGUGAAAAUCACUAUACAAAUUAAUCUGAAUAUUUUAUUUUAUGAAUCGUCAAAAAAAAAAGGUUAGAAAGUCUAUUGGAAACACAGAAAGAGGGAGUAUCAGGCUAUUAUUAUUUUUACAUUUACACACGUGUAUGACACAUAGAAUAAUAAUAAUAACUAAAAGUAAUAAUUCAUUACAUUUACAUUGCGCUUUUAUUGGCACCCAAAGCGCUUUACAUAUGAAAGGGAGGAAUUUCCUCAACCAACACCAAUGUGCAGCAUCCACCAGGAUGAUGCAACUGUAGCCAUAUUAUGCCAGAAUGCCCACCAAACACCAGCUUAUUGGUGGAGAGAAGAUGGAGUGAUGAAGACAAUCAGUAUAUAUGGGGAUGAUUAGGAGGCCAUAAUGAUGAACAGAGGCCAAUGGGCUAAUUUGGCCAGAAUGAGUAAGAAAACUAGUUGCCAUAGUUGUUGGCACCGACAUACAGCGCAACUGCGCUCACGGCGUCCCGAGUUCGAAUCCCGGCUCGUGGUCCUUUGCCGAUCCCGCUCCCCUCUCUCUUCACCCAAAGCUUUCCUGUCUACUCUACACUGUCCUGUCCAAUUAAAGGCAUAAAAUGCCCAUAAAUAAAUCUUAAAAAAGAAAACAUAGUUGGGGUGCAGAGAUGUUCUUCUUAGGAAAAGAACUGACAAAUUUUACUGGUAUUUAAAGUUUUCAUAUGACAGAUAUCUUUUCAGCAAAUACUUGAUAUAUAUUUAGUCCAGUACUGACAAAUAUGUGUCAUGAUACGUAUUGUGACUUUGUUGCCGAUACACAGCCCCAUUGUUUACUUAAGGCAUAAUUGAUUGUGUGUACUACUCGCCAAGACAAGCAUUUUGACAUAAAUUUGUGUGUAUUUGUCCAUUCAAGCACAAGAAGAUGUCUGAAAGAGAACUCAAUUUGGGAGUUGCAGGCUUGCUGAGACCUGGCUUUAUGUACAUGCCUCAGAUAUGUGCGCAAAGAAAACAUCUCACACAGUGCAACUACCUAAUUGAGUUCUCUCUUGCAUCUUCUUGUACUUGAGUGUUUCAAUUGGCAAGGCUUAAAAACACACAAAAGAGCAGUAACUGUAAAAUUAAUUAAUUAAGAAAAAUGUUCACUUCAGUUAUAAUAAGAUAGUAGUGUCAUUAUUCAGCACAAUUCUUGUCAAGUUUUUCUCGUCCAAUAGUGUUAGAGCAGUCAAAUCAACAAUAUUGCUAAAUGUAAUUUGUCCCUGACUAACUAAGCCAAGGGAGCACAAACCCCAUUAGGUGACAGAAAUGGAUAAAAAAAAAAAAACAUUGGAGAAAAUCAACUUGCCUUUCUCUGGGUUGAGGUUAGACCAAACUCUUCAUCUGAGUCACUGGCCUGAAACUUUAAAAAAAAAUUAAAAGAGAUGUGUGAAAAUCAAUAGAGAAAUAAUUUGUGUAUGGGGGAGUACAUAGAUAACAGAUAAGAAAAAAAAUAUGACUUACCAUUUCAGGACUCCCUAUGUUUGUAGCAUCAUCAGAACUGGUGUGAUGAUCUGGACGGAGUGGGCUUGCUAUGUUUGUGGCCUCAUCAGAACUGAUAUGAUGAUCGGAAGUGAAUGCCAGGGGUCUGGCAGCCUUCUUAGUCUUUGCUUGCUUUACCUGGACAAAAAUGUUAAUAAGGAAAAAAUAAAGAAAAACAGGAUGCUAGGUUCACAAGCUGUGGUUGGGGAGAGACUCCUGAUAUGAUUGUAAAGCACUUUGGGUGUAAAUUAGUACAUAUUAAACUGCUAUGUUACAUAAAUGCUUCAUUUAUUCUGAUCAAAUUAAGUACAGUUCUUUUUUUUCAGUCAGGUCCUGUUUAUAAAACAUUCAAACUCAAAAUCUAGCCAAAUCCUCCAUAAGACAGUAUGCAUUACAUUAUGAAGACAUUGUGGAACUUCAUCCUCAGAGCUGAUGCAUUGAUCUUGUGUGUCUCGGGCCCUGCUCUGAGAAAGGGAAUUCUUCAGUUUUUGUAACAUCUGGUCUCUGGCUGCCUCUUUGAUCUUGGUUUGCUUUGCCUGAAAAAAAUGUAGGGGGUAAUAUAUAAAAAAAUUGUUAACAUCUUCACAAUGUCACAUUCAUGCUGAUAUACUGAAAUUUGAUGCAAUUUGAAAAAUUUGAUGAAAUUUUUUUUUCUAAUUAGAAAAUAUUUUGGCAGCAGUCACAAUGAAUCUUUGUCUGGCCAAUGCUUUAUUUGAUAAUUAAAGCUUAUAAAUAAAGUGUGUCAUGCUGCCAUCUCCAGCAAAGCAGUAAUCUCUGUAAUAUCUGAGAUUACUGCUUUGCUGGAGAUGGCAGCAUGACACACUUUAUUUAUAAGCUUAAUGUGAUUAGAACAAUGUGAAUAAAAAUGCUGCAUGUCUUGUCACGGUUCAUGGGUUCACCAGCCUCUUCUGGCCAUGUUGUGCACUACUGCUGAUUAGUUCAUUAGUUUCAGCUGCCACUCAUUUACUGCUCUAUUUAAGCCUCAGUGUUUGUCCUGUCUUUGUCAGUUCGUUAUGUCGUGUCUGUAUUCUGUGCAGCUUCCACGGUCGCUCUGUUCCCGGUACCCUGCACCCCGGUGGAUUACUGUCUGCUAGCCUGGAUCAUAGGACUGUUUAUUCCCCGUUGCAGCCGAGUGCUACUAGGAAACCUGCCACCACCGCACCCACGUUUGUCCACCCACAGUACUCUGUCUGUAGCUCUCUCUCCAGCUCUUUAAUAAAUAUUUCACUCGCACUUGAA
Molecule: messenger RNA, 10094 nt
Organism: Pangasianodon hypophthalmus (striped catfish)
Lineage: Eukaryota; Metazoa; Chordata; Actinopteri; Siluriformes; Pangasiidae
Biological process (GO): DNA transposition; DNA integration
Molecular function (GO): DNA binding
Source: RefSeq, a predicted model, not a curated record